Teleopsis dalmanni is the source of this 849-nucleotide messenger RNA. Its product is annotated as forkhead box protein D3-B-like. The record is from RefSeq and is a predicted model, not a curated record. Lineage: Eukaryota; Metazoa; Arthropoda; Insecta; Diptera; Diopsidae. Gene Ontology annotation, molecular function: sequence-specific double-stranded DNA binding; DNA-binding transcription factor activity. Gene Ontology annotation, cellular component: nucleus. The transcript is spliced from 2 exons. Gene Ontology annotation, biological process: regulation of transcription by RNA polymerase II. The coding region runs from base 1 to 849 and encodes 282 amino acids.
AUGGCUGAAGUAUUCGAAUCUAAGUUUUCAAUUCGUUCUAUAUUAUCGGACACAAAGUCCUCUUUGGAGAUAGAAAGUAAAACUUCGACGGAAGAAUGGGCCAUAAGUUCAUGUGAUAUUACUUCUUCAGAUGAAACAUUAUCGGAUGAAUCUACAUUCACUAAUGAGAAACCAGCGUAUACAUACAGUUCACUGAUUGUUAUGGCCAUACGUAGCAGUCCUGAUAAACGUUUAACAUUGGGCGGGAUAUGUGAGUGGAUAGCUAAUAACUUUCCGUACUAUCAAAAUAACAGAAACAAGUGGCAGAAUUGCAUUCGGCACAAUCUAAGCUUGAAUAAAUAUUUUGUGCGAAUACCUCGGGCGUUAGAUGAUCCAGGACGUGGUCACUAUUGGGCAAUAGAUCCAUCAGCGGAAGACGUAACUAUUGGGGAAACCACUGGCCGCUUACGUCGGAAUAAUAAUUCAACGUUAAAUGAUUCAAGAGCAACUUUACAUUGCGGUGGUGGUUACUCGUACGGACAUCCUUAUCACCAAAGCAACACAAUACCGUAUAACUCUCAUUACUCUCCAAACGCUGUGUAUUUUCCGACUCCAGAAGAAGUUCGUUUUGUACAAGAAGCUGUACUACAAAAACAACAAGCUUUAAACAACUUUCACCCCCAGCUCCCAACUGAAGACCAAAUUGCAGUACAAUAUCAAUUUCAAGUUCAACAAACACUUUCUGCUGAGUGCGGGUGCAAUCUCCAACAAUGUACUAUGUUGGGGGACUUCCAAUUAGGUGGGAAGUACCAAACAACAAGUGUGAAUCUUAAGAAAUGUCGUUGUGGAUUCGUUGGACCUGGUCUCUAA